AAAAUCAACAAAAUCCCAUCCAACCAUCCACCACUUGUACGAAAUAGUGAAGGGGAUCAGUGGUGUCCUUUUCUCCACCCAACCUCGCCGCAGCUUCUCCUCCCAAUCUGCCGCGGACGACGACGGUGAGGCGCGCGACGGCGACCGGUGCGACGGUAUGUGACUCGACGGCGAGCGGUUCAGAAGAAGAAACGAACCAGUGCGGAGCAGCAGAAGAAAAAGAGUGAAACCCCAAUCCCCUAAUCAGAGAACCCUGGUAAUUUAAAUAGAAGUUCAGUUCCGAACCCAAAGUUUAAGACACAAGGGGUUUAUCUGCUCUCUAAAGUUUGGAUUUUGUGGAUGGGAGCAUCGGAUCUUCCUGCGUUAACGUACAGUUGUGGGUGAUCAUCACUUCGCACUGCCCAUGUGACUGAAGAGUUAGAGUUACAGUACUGCACAUAACAUGUUUGAUGAAUUUCAAGGAUGAGAUUCAUGGCGCACGUCUUGUUCAAACCUGCAUGGAAACGUUCUUGGUCUAAAGCUAUGUGUACCCAGAAUUUGCAAAUACUUUCAUUUUCCCAGUACUCCACAUUGCCGCCAGUAUCUGUCUCUCCCCAGUUCCAAGAGCUCUGCAGCGUUGUCAUGAGCACUGUUGGUGGGCUAGAUGAUCUGGAGUUGAGCCUAAAUAAGUUUAAAGAUUCUUUAACUUCGUCUCUUGUGAGUCAGACUAUUGAUUCUAGUAAGCACGAGGCACACACUAGAAGAUUGCUCAGGUUCUUUUUAUGGUCUAGUAAGAAUCUGAAUCAUAGUUUGGAAGACAAGGAUUACAAUCAUGCUCUUCGAGUUUUUGCUGAAAAGAAAGACUACACAGCAAUGGAUAUUUUGAUGGGAGAUCUCAAGAAGGAGGGUCGAGUCAUGGAUGCAGAGACUUUUGGUGUUGUAGCGGAUACUUUGGUUAAUCUGGGAAAAGAAGAUGAGGCAUUGGGUGUUUUCAAGAACUUAGACAAGUAUAAUUGUUCUAUAGAUGAAUUUACUGUCACUGCUAUCAUUAAUGCCCUUUGCUCCAAAGGGCAUGCCAAGAGGGCUGAAGGGGUAGUUUGGCAUCAUAGAGACAAGAUUACAGGCGCACUACCUUGCAUAUAUAGAAGUCUUCUUUACGGGUGGUCUGUGCAGAGGAAUGUGAAAGAAUCUAGGAGAAUUAUUAAAGAGUUGAAAACGAAUGGGUUUAUUCCAGAUUUGCUAUGCUACAACACAUUACUCAGGUGCCUCUGUGAACAGAAUCUUAGACAUAAUCCUUCGGGACUUGUUCCUGAAGCUUUAAAUGUCAUGAUCGAGAUGAGGUCUUAUAGGGUUUUCCCAACCUCUAUCAGUUACAACAUACUCCUUUCUUGUCUAGGGAAGACCCGAAGAGUCAAGGAAUCUGUUCAAAUACUCGAAACAAUGAAAAAUUCUGGUUGUGAUCCUGAUUGGGUCAGCUAUUAUCUUGUGGCAAAGGUGUUAUUUCUGAGCGGCAGGUUUGGUAAGGGGAAAGAGAUAGUGGAUCAAAUGAUUGGAAAAGGUUUGAUGUCAAAUCAUAAGUUUUACUAUAGUUUAAUUGGUAUUCUCUGUGGAGUUGAAAGGGUAAAUCAUGCCGUUGAACUGUUUGAGAAAAUGAAGAAAAGUUCAAUGGGAGGUUAUGGACCUGUUUAUGACGUGCUCAUUCCAAAGCUUUGUAGAGGCGGAAAUUUUGAGAAGGGGAGAGAGCUCUGGGAUGAAGCUACAUCAAUGGGCAUCAUUCUUCAGUGUACCGAAGAUGUUUUGGAUCCUUCAAUAACGCAAGUUUACAAACCUAAGAAGCCAGAAAAAAACAGUCUUGUAGACAGCUCUAAAGCCAAGUCUACACACAAAGUUAAAAAAUUUGUUGGAAAAAUAAAGAUGAGAAAAAAAUAUGAUGCAACGAAGAGGAAAAAAGUUAAAAAGUUUACUUCAAAUUAAUUUGAUAGUUUUACAGUUCCA
Molecule: messenger RNA, 1974 nt
Organism: Vigna angularis (adzuki bean)
Lineage: Eukaryota; Viridiplantae; Streptophyta; Magnoliopsida; Fabales; Fabaceae
Product: pentatricopeptide repeat-containing protein At5g61370, mitochondrial
Exons: 2
Coding region: 463-1953 (496 amino acids)
Molecular function (GO): protein binding
Source: RefSeq, a predicted model, not a curated record